CUAAAGUCCAUUUCUGUUAAAGAUAGGACACUUCUACAGUAAAGCCACAGAUGAGUUGGUUCUGUCUCUAAGAUUAUCGAAUUAUUUCAGCCAAAUUUAUCAUUAAUAAUAAUUAUAUAAUUAAUGAAAAUAAUUUAUCUAUCUCAUCCUUACAUCAUCCUUAUCAUCACUAUUAGUCCUAAUCAUAACCAUUAUCAUUAUCAUUAUCAUGUAAUUAUUAUUCGUAAAUGUAGAUUAUUAAUUACCUGGUUUGUGGUAUGGGAUAAUUUGUACAUGUAAAGGCUGUUACUUGUAUGGAAAACAAACAGUUUAGUAACAAAUAAGUAUUUAGAUAAUUUAUUCCUGCCAAUUCAUCUUCUUUCACACAAAAAAAAAAAAUAUUUUGGGGGGUUAAAAUAUUUUUUUUUGGUUAGACUUUUGGAAAUAUAUCUCCUACGCUUGCUAAUAACAUAUUUUUUUUCAUUGUAAAACUAGAUAUUUAAAUGAGUUGGAGAGGAGGAAUCCAUUAGCUUUGUGCAAUCAACAUGAAGACAUUCUCCAUUUUAUUAAAGUUAUUGCUGAUUGGGACUGCAAUAUCUCUUUUCAUCUAUUCAGCGAUAUCUUCCAAUCAGUUUGCUUUGAUGCCAACGAAUGUUAGUCUGGAGGCGAAGGAGAUUCCCGCGACCAGAGAGGCACAAUGCUCUCCUCAUAAUCACGUCAUGUUCAUCAAGAUGCAGAAAUGUGGUUCUUCCACUUUGCAGAACAUCUUCCUUCGUUAUGGUUACGAGAAUAAUCUUACGUUUGCUUUACCAAAAAAAGGGAACAUGCUAGGGUAUCCUCAUGGAUUUAAGCCCAGCAUGAUUCCCAAGGACCUUCUACCUCCUGGGGGCAAGACGGAUAUCUUCGCCCUCCACACUCGCCUCAGCCUCAGAGCACAGAGGAAGGUCCUGCACAAAGACACCCGCUGGAUCACCGUGCUUCGGGAGCCAGCCAGUCAGUUCGAGUCUUUCUAUAAUUACUUUAAUCUGAAGAGGUAUUUCAAGAAGGAUCUGGCAGAGUUCAAGAACAUACCAGUUGCCGUGAGUAGCCAGAUCCUGAUUGGGUUGUCGUGGGUUUGGUUAUUAUGGUUAAUAUUACCCUUUUUUGUGUGUGUUAGCGUGUUACAAGGUGAUACAUUAGUGUAAUUAUUAUUAUUAUUUCUUUUUUUUUCGCUUUCUCUUUCUGGGCCGAAGAAUAAUUGUUUGUUC
Molecule: messenger RNA, 1226 nt
Organism: Penaeus chinensis
Lineage: Eukaryota; Metazoa; Arthropoda; Malacostraca; Decapoda; Penaeidae
Product: galactose-3-O-sulfotransferase 3-like
Exons: 5
Coding region: 525-1163 (212 amino acids)
Biological process (GO): glycolipid biosynthetic process
Cellular component (GO): membrane
Molecular function (GO): galactosylceramide sulfotransferase activity
Source: RefSeq, a predicted model, not a curated record